This is a messenger RNA of Malania oleifera, 1553 nucleotides long. Its product is annotated as caffeoylshikimate esterase. The transcript has a single exon. Gene Ontology annotation, molecular function: lipase activity. Bases 365 to 1354 code for a protein of 329 amino acids. NCBI's taxonomy places the organism in Eukaryota, Viridiplantae, Streptophyta, Magnoliopsida, Santalales, Ximeniaceae. The record is from RefSeq and is a predicted model, not a curated record. Gene Ontology annotation, cellular component: membrane.
UUUUUAAUCUCAUUGGCAAGCAAUAGUUAAAAGUCAACAGGGGAGCACAAAAUCUUCAUCCUCCUCCAGCCACAUCUCGGUUGCAGUCCAAGCUCACCAGAGCCCGCUCGCAUUCGAUCUAGUGGAAUACUAUAUUUCCAAAUACACCUUAGUGGUGGGCCCCACAAACGGUCAGCCCAGCCCAGCUCACCAACCCCCACCAGCCCAAUACCAAAACCACCACGGAGUACACGGAGUAGGUGAAUACCACUUUCUCUCUCCUCAAGAACCACACUCUUUCUCUCUCUACAAAGCCACCCCUCUAAACCCCACGGCACCCCCCACCCACCCCCAGACAGGAACACGCUCGCUAACGGCAAGCACAAUGCCGCCGGAACCGUCAGAGACCAAUCCUGAAGCGCCACCGCCCAACUUCUGGGGCCACGCACCGGAGGAGGAGUACUACACCUCCCAAGGCGUGCGCAACACCAAAUCCUACUUCCAAACCCCCACCGGCGCCGGCAAACUCUUCACGCAGUCUUUCCUGCCGUUGGAUCUCCCGGUCAAGGCCACGGUCUUCAUGUCCCACGGCUACGGAUCCGACACCGGCUGGCUCUUCCAGAAGAUCUGCAUCAACUUCGCCACCUGGGGCUACGCCGUCUUCGCCGCGGAUCUCCUUGGCCACGGCCGAUCCGACGGCAUCCGCUGCUACCUCGGCGAUAUGGAGGGCGUCGCCGCCGCGUCCUUGUCGUUCUUCAAGAGCGUGCGCACCAGCGAAUCCUACCGCCACCUCCCGGCCUUCCUCUUCGGGGAGUCAAUGGGUGGGGCCGCCACCAUGCUCAUGUAUUUCCAAUCGGAGCCCGAAACGUGGACGGGCCUGAUCUUCUCGGCCCCACUGUUCGUCAUGCCGGAAAACAUGAAGCCGUCGAAGGCGCGUCUGUUCUUGUAUGGACUCCUCUUCGGGAUGGCCGACACGUGGGCGGCGAUGCCCGAUAACAAGAUGGUUGGAAAAGCGAUCAAGGACCCCGAGAAGCUGAAGAUCAUAGCCUCAAACCCGAGGAGAUAUACGGGCCCACCCAGAGUGGGGACCAUGAGGGAACUGGCUCGGGUGUGCGAGUACAUACAGAAUAAUUUCUCGAGGGUAACGGCGCCGUUUUUUACGCUGCACGGGACGGCGGACGGAGUCACGUGCCCCACGUCGACCUCCCUGUUGUACGAGAAGGCAUCCAGUGUGGACAAGUCCAUGAAGCUGUAUGAUGGAAUGUACCAUUCUUUGGUGCAAGGGGAGCCUGAUGAGAAUGCUAAUGUCGUGUUGAAGGACAUGAGGGAAUGGAUUGAUGAGAGGGUGGAGAGGUAUGGGCCUAAAGGCACUUGAUUAUUUUCUAUUUAUGGGUCGGGUUAGGGUUUGGGCGGCCCGGGUCGGGUUGGGCCGUCUCGUGAUUGGUAUUGAAUUUUAUGGUAAAAAGAAAAUUGAAUACAAUGUAAUAAAUGAUGAGCUUAAUUCUCUUCAAGAGGUUAAAAUUUGUAUUCACAAGGGAGGUGUAUGAUAUCAUAAAAAUUGCGUCAAUUUGCAA